Molecule: messenger RNA, 120 nt
Organism: Colletotrichum higginsianum IMI 349063
Lineage: Eukaryota; Fungi; Ascomycota; Sordariomycetes; Glomerellales; Glomerellaceae
Exons: 2
Coding region: 1-120 (39 amino acids)
Source: RefSeq, a predicted model, not a curated record
AUGAACGCAGCCACAAGAAAACCGAGCAAAGCCGUCAUGAAGCCUGGAAAACCUUUGCGAGCCGCCGGCGGGCAUGAUGCAAGGUUACAGAUGUCGAAAACGAAGACUGGCAUGCGGUAA